CUUCAUUUUUCGGGCUCUCGCCUCCCGCAGAGGCGCAACAGUUGUUUCCGAAUAAGAUUCUGUGUGGAAACAAUAUCCGUGUGUGUUUUGAAAGAGUUUGACAAGAAGUUGGAUUUGCUAUUGGAAAGUACAAACAGCGCUCCCAUAGACACACACUCGAUGCGGCCGAGCCAACAAAUCCCCGACAAAUCUUAAACCAGUUUUAAGAUACAUAUUCUUGGUGUCAGUGUGUGCAUGUUGAUUUUUUCUGGCAUUGUUUUCGUUUUUUAUUUCGUGCUGCUGGCUCUGCAUCUUUUUUGUGUACCCGUACCCUUUUCGCUCGCCUCUAAUCGCGUUUCCAUUUUCUGGCCGGGCUUGGGGUCCGAGCGAGCAACAAGUACCCCUGCCUAGUACCUAUAUCUAUAACUGAACCCGUACCCAUACCCAUACCGAUACCAAGUGCCUGCCAGCGUCUCAGUCCGCCUCCCAUCUGAAAACCCGAAAAACACGGAAAGAAACGAGCUUAGAUUCUAACGAGAUCAGCACGCCAGUUGGUAACUCUGCCCCAAUUGGUCCAAUUUGAAUGCUGUACGAAGCACCUCCAAACUCCGGCAGAGAUCGCACGAGCAAUUCCAAAAGACCACCAACAAAAGAAGUUCGAACAAUGUAACGACAACUUAAACGAUCUAAACACAAUCGAAAGGCGUAAAAUUAUUGUAUUGCCCAAAAAUAAAAUUGAACAGACCUCAAAAGCACUCCAGCGAAAUCAGAAUGUCUUCCGGCCUGAUGUCGUGUGUGAGGGAAAACUCGCCGCCGCUGGAAUCGGAGUUGGAUGCCAGUUGUGCCGGGGGACCAUUGUCAUUGCCGGAGGGCCACGCCCACGCCCACGCCGUCACCUCCACGCCAAUCUCCAGUCCAGGAAACGAUGCCCACCAAUCCCCGACCGCCGAGCAACAUCAUCAGCAACAGCAGAAGCGUCGCCGUUUCCAUCCGCUCCGCAACCUGCGGCGCAUCUUCCGGCGACGCACUCUCAAUAGCACGGCGGACAGUCCUGCAUCCUGUCAGUCGCCAGGACCCGGAUCCUGCAACACCUUGCCACCGCCCGCCAGCAGCAGCAGUGAGAAAAAUCUGCGCAGUGGGAUAGCUUUGCCUCCGGGAUCUCCUCUGAAUUCGCAGCAAUUGAAGGAGAACUAUCAAACCCAAUCGCUGCCCAAAUCCAAAUCCUACGGCUCCCAUCGCGAUGAGCUGCUGAGCGUGCUCCUUGGCAAAAAGCGGGCCAGCAAGCAGGAUCACUCCCAGUCACAGUCCCAGUCCCAAUCGCAGUCGCAAUCCCAACAGGAAGCCAUGUUCCAGGCCCAGCGACAGCAUGGGGGAGUGGCCGUCUUCCCGGAUUCCCUUGGCUUGAACCGGAGUAGCUACUUUGCCGACCAGAGAAUCCAACAGCGACAUCUACGCAGUGUGGGCGACUCCUCGCAGGAACUGGAAUCUGGUUCCGGCUCGGGAUCAGGAUCAGGAUCAGGUCCUAGUGGCCCCGCCGACAUCUCCGACAGCCAGCGCAGCCUCAGCGAGGGUCGCCUCCUGGACGUGGACGGGGACUACGCUCGAGAUGCCCUCUCUCAGUCCCACGACAGCGUCUUUUCCGAAUCAGCAACAGCCAGCAGUCUAUCUAUCGUACUCAAGGCGGAACUCACGGAUGUCUUGCGCAAGAGACGUAAUAGACCCGAUGCCUCCGACGAGGACUUGGGACUACCCCGUAGCCCAGCUUCGCCACAACGAAGGGCAGCUGGCGGAAACAGCAGCAGCAGGAAUACCUCCGCUGUGGGUCACCAGUCUCGGGGUCACCAGAGCGAGGUCUCCUCGCUCAGCCUGCUGAGUGUCAACAGUAACGAGGCGGAGACGGAGGACAGCCAGAGCUCCCAUCACCACCGUCACCACUCGCGGGUGUCCACCAGUUCAUCCAUCUCGGUGGGCUCGGAUAUACUGCGAUCCCAUCACGAGGACGAUGUGGAUGCCGUGGGCGGGGAACGCCACCGCCUUUCCCAUGCGGCGGCCAAGCACAAAAUGGCCAUCAGGCCGGUGAAAAAGAAGGGACCUACCAGGCAGCAUCGCAUGACAUUGGAGACUUCCAUUCCGGAGGCAAAUGAGGAUGUGCUGAAAAUGAGCCCUGGAUUAAGAGCUGUCCAUGAAGCCGACCAUAAGAGCAAAACGCGCUCGUUGCCACCGAAGACUCUGACUGCCAUUGCGCCACCGACUCAGGUGAACCAGGUGACCACCAAGCGAACCAAGACAAUCGAGCAGAGCUCCACCGUCACCACAGUGACGAGCUCCUCCUCGUCCUCCUCCACAUCCCAGACGUUCGGACUCAGAGGUCUGACAAGCAGGACCAACGCGCUGCUGGAGAAUCGCGGAGAGUCGUCCACGGAUUGCGACGACUUCCUGGCCAACGAAAGGGAGAACGAGAGCGGCUUCCUGCGCCGCCUGAUCCACCGGAACUCGAAGAGAUCCAUUGCCAGGGCCAACGACGGCGUGGAGGACACGGACUCCAGCCAGAGUGUGGCCAAGAAGCUGCAGAUCUCGACCUCCUGCCUGGAGGCCGCAGCCCGGGAGCCCCUCCAAGUGCCGGACAAGUCGCGCAGUGCCACCUCCCACGAGCAGCACAUCCAGGAGACGCGGCAGACGAUCAAGCGGGAGAUUCACAACGAGGGCAAGCACGGACUGAACGCCAUGGUCAGCAACUACGGCGUCCAUCCGCAUCCGCCCACGGCAUUGAAGCCCAAAUCGGGUCCAGCGGCCAGGCAGCGUUACCUGCCCAAGGAACUGGGUGCGGUUCCUCCACCCUCCUCCUCCAACGAUGUGACCAACUUGCUGUCGAAGAGCUCGCGGGGCAACGACACCUUCCAGUCCACCACUUUGGUGCGCGAACAGCAGACCAAAGUGGAGUCCUCCUCGACGUCCUCCACGCACUUCGAGCGGAAGGCAAAGAUCGUCGGCCUGAGCGCCUUCCAGCAGAAGCUGUCGCGAUCCAGCGACUCAGUGGGCCAGCACUCCAGCUCCUCCAACUCCUUGGAGACCAGCACGGAUGAGCCCUCGCCACUGUACUACGAGGAGAAGCAGCGCAAGACGGUGGAGAAAUCGCGCAGCUUCCGGAACUACGAGGACGAGGCGGUGGACUCCGGCGCGGUGCACAACAACAUGCCGAGCCUGCCGGAUCUGUCGCUCAGUUUCCGGGUGCCCGCCUAUUACAAGCAGUCGCCGCAAUCCCCGAUUUCGCCCAGUGCCAAGUGUGUUUCCCUGGGAUUCGAGAUCAACGACAACAAGUUGCUGCAGUCGCGAGCCGAGUCCACCGGUCAGCUGCCCUCUUCGGCGGCCAAGAGCUCACCGCAGAAGGCCUUGGCCACCACCAAGCUGAUUGUGAGCAGUCCGGGCUCGGCAAACAUCUCCCAGAUCGAGCAGAACAUCGACCUGAUUGUCAAGUCACCGAUGGUGAGCGUUCUGAGGAAGUCGGGAAAUGUGACCGAGAAGGUGACCGAGAAGGUGACCCCGAAGGAGCCAUCUACUCCGGCCAAGCAGCGACCCAAGCUGCUGGAUCUGGGAGCAAAGAUCACGGCUCCGGCGAAUCAUCCCACUCCCAGUCCUGCCAGUCCUCUGACCAAGAGUGCCAAGCUCUCCAGCAGUCCGCCCACAACUCCGGCCAAGACGCAGAGCUCCUCCAGCAGUCGUCGCAACUCCAGCAAUGUGGAGGCCACCGGCGAGCCGGAGUUCAUGAAGAUCCAGUUGAACCGUGUGGACCAAGCGCGUCUGCACAACAAGACCAAUCACUUGGUGCUGGCCAAGAACCUGAAGUCGCCCACGGAAAGGAGUCAGAGCAGCGAUGACCUCAGCUUCAGGCGGAAUAGCGGCGAGGGUCUGGCGGGAAUUGAGAUUGUGGAGCACAGCCAGCCCAUAAAGCCCCUAAGUCCGGUGGUCAGGCCGACGACACUGGAGCCCAGUUUGGGCCGGCAAUUGCGAUCCGUGAGUGCCACGAGUGUGAGGACGAGCUAUGGCAGUAGCAGCGAAGGAUUAGCCACCCCGGUUACUCCUGCCACCACCCCGAGCACACCCAAAAGCAAUGGCCUGUCGAAGGGCGUUCCCAUUGCUACCAGGAGUGCAAAGGAGGCCAAGGAGCCGUUGGUCAGUCCCAGAGAGCCGGCGAAGAGCGGCAGUCGCCUCUCGAUGGAGGAUCGCAAGCGGUUGUUCCUCAGCGAGGAGCGAUCAAAACCGGGGGAGCAGCGCAGGAAGUCCAUUACCAAGGCGGAGGCACCACCCACUCCGUCGGUGAUCCCAGCCACGCCCGCCAUUCCAGUCACCCCACUGCAGUCCACGCCCACCACUCCCGAAAUAGGCGAGAUUAAUGGCAACAGUUCACCCACCUCCAAUCCCGUGGUUCUGCGCAAGAAAUCCUUUGCCAGCUGCAAUGGCAAUCCCACCACCACCAGCAGUCCCUCCAAAGACGAUCCCACGCCCGAGCUGAUGAAGGUCUUUGCCCGCCGCUCGCUGAAGGUGAAGGAUGACGAGGUGGUGACCCUGCCGCAGGCACAGCCUCCAGCUCCGGUGGCCACAAGUAAGAAGCUGCCGCCCAGUGGAGGUGGAGGUCAGAGCGUGGACAGCGACAAGGAGAACCAGUCGAACAGCGAGGAGAAACUGGACAAACUGGCGCCCAAGGGCGAGUCCCAGGUGAACCAUCAUCCCAGCAGCAAUCGCAAUUCGGUGGCCGACUUCCGCAAUCUCAACCAUAACAACAACAAUAACAAUAACCAUCAGCAGCAGAAGGUGCCGCCCAAGGUGGUCACCUAUCUGCCCCCCAUCAAGGUCAACAAUCAAGGACGCAAUAGCCUCAAUAACAAUGGGAGUGCAAAGCCCGCGGGGGAAAGGUUUUCCCUGCAACUGAAGCAGGCCAACCCGACGGCAACUACUCCAACGUCUCCGGCAGCAACACCUGUUGCAGUGCCAGCAGCAACACCUGCAACAUCUGCAGCACCAGCAGCAGCAACCACACCCAGUAAACCCAUCGAGAGAUCAGCCACCGUGGGCGAAUUCAAGGGAAUCCACCAGAGACGCGCCGAGUGGGAGCAAAGGGCCAAGGAGGCGCUGAAGUGAGGGAUUUUAGUUGAGAAUUACCUGAAACUCUCGGCAGACCAGACUGUACCUAGCCUAGCUGCAAUCCAAGUGCUUUUGUCUAGUGAUGCCCCCAACUGGGGGGCAACAAAAUUACUAAGGGAAUAAUCAAAUUAUCAUUAUAAACAUUAGCUAAAAACCUGUAAAGAAUCGCAACUACAAAUGAAAUCAAAGUUGAGGGCGCCGGACCUUCGCGAGGUCAUCCAAAGACAAUAGCGACCUGCUCGGGUCCGGCUCCCAAAAAACACUAUAGGCAAUAACUAUAUAUCGAUCUUCAAAAAGUGACUAGCGUAUACUUAUUUUAAGUCUAUUCAGAGUAUCGUUUACAAACUGAAAACUAAGCUUCGUUUCGAAUUUCUUCUGUGCAUGUCGAGAAAUGUUAUGAAAUAAACAAAAAAAUCCAAUUAACUUUAACUGACGAAA
Molecule: messenger RNA, 5556 nt
Organism: Drosophila takahashii
Lineage: Eukaryota; Metazoa; Arthropoda; Insecta; Diptera; Drosophilidae
Product: serine-rich adhesin for platelets
Source: RefSeq, a predicted model, not a curated record